CAAAAAUGAUUAUUCUCAACAAACCAUAAGGAUAUUGGUACUUUAUACUUCUUAUUUGGAGCGUGAGCAGGUAUAGUAGGAACAUCAAUAAGAAUACUUAUUCGUGCUGAACUUGGUCAACCAGGAUCUUUAAUUGGAGAUGACCAAAUUUAUAAUGUUAUUAUUACAGCUCACGCAUUUGUAAUAAUUUUUUUUAUAGUAAUACCUAUUAUAAUUGGUGGAUUUGGUAAUUGACUAGUACCAUUAAUAAUUGGCGCACCAGAUAUAGCAUUCCCACGAAUAAAUAAUAUAAGUUUUUGAUUACUACCACCUUCACUAACCCUCCUUCUUACAUCUUCUAUAGUAGAUAAUGGUGCUGGUACAGGAUGAACAGUUUACCCUCCUCUUGCAGGAGCCAUCGCACAUGGGGGGGCAUCUGUAGACCUAGCUAUUUUUUCACUUCACUUAGCAGGUGUAUCAUCUAUUCUUGGUGCAGUAAACUUCAUUACAACAGCAAUUAAUAUACGAUCAGAAAGUAUAACUCUAGAUCAAACACCUUUAUUUGUCUGAUCUGUAGCUAUUACAGCCCUUCUCCUACUCUUAUCGCUUCCAGUAUUAGCAGGGGCUAUUACUAUAUUAUUAACAGAUCGAAACUUAAAUACAUCAUUCUUUGACCCUGCAGGAGGGGGUGACCCAAUUCUAUAUCAACAUUUAUUCUGAUUCUUUGGACACCCAGAAGUUUACAUUUUAAUUCUGCCAGGAUUUGGAAUUAUUUCUCACAUUGUAUGUCAAGAAAGAGGAAAAAUUGAAUCAUUUGGAACAUUAGGUAUAAUUUAUGCCAUACUAUCAAUUGGACUAAUAGGAUUUAUUGUAUGAGCACACCAUAUAUUUACAGUAGGAAUGGAUGUAGACACACGAGCAUAUUUUACAUCAGCAACAAUAAUUAUUGCUGUACCUACAGGAAUUAAGGUAUUUAGAUGAUUAGCCACACUAUAUGGUACUAAAUUCAAAUUUAAUCCACCGUUAUUAUGAGCUUUAGGAUUUAUUUUUCUAUUCACAAUUGGUGGAUUAACAGGAUUAGUAUUAGCAAAUUCAUCACUUGACAUCGUAUUACAUGAUACAUACUAUGUAGUAGCCCACUUUCAUUAUGUAUUAUCCAUAGGAGCAGUAUUUGCAAUUAUAGGAGGUGUUAUUCAAUGAUACCCAUUAUUUACAGGAUUAACUAUAAAUAAUACAUGAUUAAAAAUUCAAUUUACAAUUAUAUUUAUUGGAGUAAACUUAACAUUCUUCCCUCAACACUUUCUAGGACUAGCAGGAAUACCACGACGAUAUUCAGACUACCCAGACGCAUAUACAUCAUGAAAUGUAGUAUCAAGAAUUGGGUCCACAAUUUCUAUUGUAGGAAUCAUUAUAUUUAUUUUAAUUAUAUGAGAAAGAAUGGUUACAAACCGAUCAAUCAUAUUUAGAGCUAAUAUAAGAAGAUCAACAGAAUGACUACAAAAUAAUCCGCCUGCAGAACAUAGUUACUCAGAACUACCAUUAAUUUCUAGAU
Molecule: messenger RNA, 1531 nt
Organism: Schistocerca nitens (vagrant locust)
Lineage: Eukaryota; Metazoa; Arthropoda; Insecta; Orthoptera; Acrididae
Source: the annotation of a RefSeq genome assembly